CGCGACUGCAACGUCACCGAUACUACCCAGCAGUCCGCAUCCAGAAUCUCAAGAUGCGUAUAUCUCUUCUGCACCUUUUUUCCUGCUUUGGUGCGCUCUCGGCACAAGCCAGACCGUCAUCUGACAAGAGCACACUGUCAUCGCCACUACCACCUCAGACGCGAGACCACCAAAACACAGACAUUAUGAGCCGCGCAGCGAAGGCCAACCAGCCCGAAUACUAUGGUCCAUCCCAGACAGCACUCCUCUUCCUCGACUAUCAGAAUGUGCUCUUUGCCAUGAUCCCGGACGAGGUGACAAGGCAGGGCGUCCUCAACUCGGCCAAGCAGCUGCUCGAUACAGCACGCAACAGCAAUGCCGUUAUCAUCCACUGCCUCAUCGAUACCAACAUCGACCCUCCGCCCACAAGCAAGAUCUACGACCAGUGGUUCCAGAUAAACAAGCCGGCCUUGCAAGCCAACCCAGAGCUGGCCAAGGAGCACCCCGAGCUGGCUCCGCCCAGCAAGUCGACCAAUGCGCGCGAGCUUGUCUCUCUGAGGCUUCCCGGACCCAGGUCUGCGUUUGUCAACAAGGAUCUUUUGCCAUUACUGCAGCGGAAGCUGGGCAUCAAGUCGCUGAUUAUUGGCGGCAUUGCGACCAGUGGUGCUGUUAUUGGUACAGCUCUGCAAGGGAUUGAUGAGGGUUUUGUCACUACAGUUGUUCGGGAUGCCGUCUGGGACCCCAAUCAGCAGGUUCACGAGGAUCUACUCAAUGUUGUUCUCCCCGUCUCAGGUUAUGUGGUCUCAACCCAGGAGGCAGUGGGCUACUUGAGCAAAUAAAGUAGGGGGCGAGACAAGUAAAUAUUUUCUGGUUUCGCUUCUAUUACAUAUACGUCCGAAGCCAUACAUGGCGCCUCUAUACAGUCUCAUGGUGAACGCCCAGAGACCCAGCGUUUCAAGAACAUACAAUGCCGAUAACAGUGGUAGAUACUUCAUUUGGAUGUCCAUAUCGUUAGAACGUAAUUCUUCUCGACCAUCUUUGGACGAUCGCUGGAGUAGUUAACUUAAUGUAAUCAAACUCAAAAUCA
This is a messenger RNA of Diaporthe batatas, 1066 nucleotides long. RefSeq lists its product as uncharacterized. NCBI's taxonomy places the organism in Eukaryota, Fungi, Ascomycota, Sordariomycetes, Diaporthales, Diaporthaceae. The transcript is spliced from 2 exons. The record is from RefSeq and is a predicted model, not a curated record. Bases 54 to 818 code for a protein of 254 amino acids.